AUGGCAUCUACACUUUCUCAAGAUGAAGACAACUAUGUCAGAAUGUGCUUGUUGAUGACGGGUAUAUCUACUCGUGCAGCAAGAAUUGUAUUUGAUCAUGAAAUGGCUCCAUCAUGCUUGAAUUCCACACUGAAUAAAAAGUAUAACAUACUGAAAAAACUUCGAAAUGAAGGGAAAAUAAACCAGAUCCAGUGGAAUCUCCUGUUCCGGAAUAAACCUGAUGUUCCUGAUUCUAAAACGUUUGAUGUAACUCUAAUGAUAACUUUACUUAGGCACCUAACAGAUCUGACCCCUCCUGGUGGAUAUGACCUUCUACCAUCUUCUAAUGAAACAACACCAUUAUCAGAUUUAGCCAGAAUAAAAUAUUACAGAAACUUCCUAGCUCACCUGGUUGAGGAGAAAAUAGAAGAUACAGAGUUCCUCACAGGAUGGGACAUUGUCACUAAUGCUAUCAGUAGAUUAGGUGGAAUAACAAUGAAGCAGGAGUGUGAUUACUUGAAGGUGAAGAUACUUGACCAGAGUAGUCGGGAAAUAAUCCAACAAAUUAAACGUUCAAAUGAUGAAAUAAAGGAACUGAAAAAGUCAAUGGAGAGCUUGAGCACAGAAAUGAAAAAGUUAGAAAUGUCUCUUGAAAAUACAGUACCUUGGAAUAUUAGGGUUGAAAUUAAAGAGAUCCUUGAUGAGUGGAAGGAUAAUGAUAAGAUGUUUAUAACAACCAUGGCUGCAAAAAACGUACUAAAAUAUAUAAAGGAGAACAGUUGUGUAACUAUUACUGCUAGUUCUGGCGUAGGGAAGACGGCCACACUCAAACAUGUGGCAUUGCAGAUGGAACUAGAAGAGUAUUAUUUACUUCCAGUGACAGCCCCAGAUGACAUUAUCAAGUUUAAUAACCCAGAACAGAAAACACUGUUUGUUAUAGAUAAUUUAUGUGGAAACUAUUCUUUAAACCAGAUCGACAUUAAGGCUUGGGAACCUUACAUGGAGAGAAUCAAAAAGAUCCUUUCGAAUAAACUUUCUAAAAUAAUUGUAGCAUGUCGAUUACAAGUGUAUCAGGAUGAAAAAUUUAAAUCUUUGUCGGUUUUCAUGUCAUACGUAUGUAACCUACAAUCAGCAGACAUGCGCUUGUUAAAAGCUGAAAAGGGGUCAAUAGCUGAGUUUUAUCUUAAAACAAAAGCUCCUGAGGUUAUAGAAUAUUAUGAUUUAUAUGAUUGUUUCCCACUUUUAUGUAAAUUGUAUCAUGCAAAUCCUUCAUAUAACAUAAAAGAUUUCUUCCAAAAUCCUUUUACAGUGUAUGAAGCAGAGAUUGACAUGUUACAGAAAAAGGGAUUUUACAGUAAAUACUGUGCUUUGGCUCUAUGUGUCAUAUUUAACAAUAAUUUGAAUAAAGAAAUAUUAACAGAGGAGAUGAACAGAGAAACAAGAGCUAUAAUUAAGAACACAUGUGAGGCAUGCAGACUGGACAGAGGGACGUCAAGGCUUACUUUACAGGAUGACCUAAACUCAUUCAUACAUACAUUCUUGAAAAAGGAACAAAACAUAUACAAAGCUAUACAUGAUAAAAUAUUUGACUUUCUGGUGUACUACUUUGGAAAGAAAAUAAUUGGCUGCUUGAUAAAGAAUGCACAAAGUGGUUUAAUAAGUGAAAGAUUUUUGUUAGAACGACAAAAUAAUAUGAAUCAAUUUAUAACAAUUGUGCCCCGUAAAUACCAUCAAAUAUAUACACAAAGAAUAAUUGAGGACUGGUCAAAGGGUGAAGUCAAUGCUGUAUUUUCUAACAUCAAUAUGGAGAUACCUCAGUUCAGAAAAAAAAUUCUCUGUUGUUUGAAUAAACUGGACACAUCUUACCAGAGAAAAUUAGCUCAUAUAUGUGAUGUGGAAAACAACGAUACUGCUCUGUUAAUAUCAUGUUUAAAAGGCGACAUUCCCAUGAUUCACUGGUGUCUUAAUCAUGAUGUGGAUGUUAAUCAGUGUAGCAAUGAUGAGGAAACUCCAUUGAUAUUAGCUGUCAAUGAAGGAUGGACAGAAACAGUAAAAUUGAUGCUAAACAAAGGAGCAGAUUACAAAAAAUGUGACAGCAGAGGUGUAUCACUUGUUAUGCGAGCUUGUAGAUGUGGAAAUACUGAAAUUGUAAGGGUAUUGUUAGACAAGGGGGCAGAUUAUAAUAAAUGUGACAACGAAGGUGUGUCACCUAUUACUAGUGCUUGCAUACAUGGACAUACAGAAAUAGUUAGGAUGUUGUUAGACAUUGGAGCAGAUUUUAAUUGCUUUGACAGAAAUGGUCGGUCGCCUGUAAAAGUUGCUAGUGGAUAUGGAUAUACAGAAAUAGUAAGGAUGUUGUUAGACACGGGAGCAGAUUGUAAUGCAUGUGACAGAAAUGGUUGGUCACCUGUAAAAGUUGCUAGUAGAUAUGGAAAUACAGAAGUAGUAAGGAUGUUGUUAGACAAAGGAGCAGAUUAUGAUAAAUGUGACAGUAAUGGUUGUUCACCCGUAAAGAUCGCUUGUAGUGCUGGACAUACAGAAGUAGUGAGGUUGUUGUUGGACAAAGGAGCAGAUUUUGAUAAAUGUGACAACAAUGGUUGGUCACCUUUAAAGUCGGCUUGUAGUGUUGGACAAAUAAGAGUAGUAAGGUUGUUGUUAGACAAAGGAGCAGAUUAUGAUAAAUGUGACAAUAAUGGUUGGUCACCUUUAAAUUCGGCUUGUUUUUAUAAGAAUACAGAAAUAGUAAAGAUGUUGUUAGACAUAGGAGCAAAUUAUAAAAAAUGUAACAAUAAAGGUUGGUCACCUGUAAUGAUUGCUUGUAGAUAUGGACACACAGAAAUAGUAGAGAUAUUGUUUAACAAAGGAGCUGAUUAUGAAGAAUGUGAAAAUGAAGAUGUCUGGUCACCUAUAUUAAGAGCUUGUUUUAAGGGACAAACAAAAAUAGUAAGGAUGUUGUUAGACAAAGGAGCAAGUUGUAAUAAAUGUAACAAUCAAGGUUGGUCACCUGUAAUGAUUGCAUGUAAAAAUAGACAUGCAGAGGUCGUAGAGCUAUUGUUUAACAAAGGAGCAGAAUAUGAUGAAUGUAAAAUUGUUGGCUGUUCACCUGUAAUAAGAGCUUGUUUUAAGGGACAUACAAGAAUAGUAAGAAUGUUGUUAAACAAAGGUGCAGAUUAUGAUAGAUGUAAUAAUGAUGGUUGUUCGCCUGUAUUGAUUGCUUGUAGAUAUGGAAAUAAAGAAAUAGUAAGGAUGUUGUUAGAUAAAGGAGCAGAUUAUGAUAAAUGUAAUAAUGAUGGUUGUUCGCCUGUAUUGAUUGCUUGUAGAUAUGGAAAUAAAGCAAUAGUUAGGAUGUUGUUAGACAAAGGAGCAGAUUAUAAUAAAUGUAACAAUGAUGGCUGUUCACCGGUAUUUGGAGCUAGUAGAUAUGGACAUACAAAAAUAGUAAGGAUGUUGUUAGACAAAGGAGUAGAUUAUAAUAAAUGUGACAAAGAUGGUUGUUCACCUGUAAUGAAAGCUUGUAUUUUUGGACAUACAGAAGUAGUUAAGAUGUUGUUAGACAUAGGAGCAGAUUAUAAUAAAUGCAGUUGGAAUGGUAUGUCACCUUUAAUGGGAGCUUAUAUUGAGUGACGUACAGAAAUAGUAAGGAUGUUAUUUGAUAAAGGAGCAGAUUAUAAUAAAUGUGACAAUGACGGUUGUAGACCUGUAUUGAGAGCUGCCAGGUAGAUAUCGACAUACAGAAAAAGUAAGGAUAAGAUGAAAUAAUUACUUUUUCUACGCUGUCAAUAUUUUGACUGGACGAU
Messenger RNA from Mytilus trossulus (common blue mussel), 3776 nucleotides. Its product is annotated as ankyrin-3-like. The transcript has 4 exons. Bases 1 to 3603 code for a protein of 1200 amino acids. The record is from RefSeq and is a predicted model, not a curated record. NCBI's taxonomy places the organism in Eukaryota, Metazoa, Mollusca, Bivalvia, Mytilida, Mytilidae. Gene Ontology annotation, molecular function: protein binding. Gene Ontology annotation, cellular component: cytoplasm. Gene Ontology annotation, biological process: innate immune response.